AGAUCUACACGAGAAGUUUGCAAAAAUACUUCACCAUGUGGAUUUAUAAAGCCUUUAUAACUGCAACACAAAGUUGCCCAUCAUUCCUCUCCGACAGCAACCGUGGCGUAGGGAGGAUUCUUCUCAACGUCAAACAAAUAUGUGUUCAAAGGCUGCAUAAUGGGCAGUCAAGCAACUUUCACUUGAUUUCACCUUCAAGAGUCUCCCUUGCAUUUGGUGAUAAGGUUCAAGUACUUCCAAAACACAAUUUCUUUUAUACCAAGGGGACAACAAAGAAUGGUCAUUUCAUGCUCAAUGUCCAAUUUUCCCGACCGUUCCAUGCCAUGUUCCUGACUUAUUGCUCCAAUAAAUUUAAUCAAUUAAAUGGAAUGAGCAGUCGUUCUCAUCGUCGCAUUGAAAUUCUCAAAGUGGAAACCGUGAAAAUACGGAAUGAAGGAACUUUCUCAAUUCAGAAUUUAAAAUCUGAACAACUUGAAAAGUUUUACAACGCGAAGAGCAGCCAGUCGAAUUAUCAUUCUGUGGACAAUGAGGAUAAUGAAAAUGACGAGGAAGACAUGGAAGAGGUAACGAAGGAAGCAAUUUGGAAUGUUGGACCAACCCCUGCUGCGUCAUUUACCUUUGCUGCAUACGCAAAUGAUUCUGAUAUUAUACAAAAAUUGGUUAAAUUGGGCGUUGAUUUGUCCAGAGUUGAACGAAAGUAUGGCACAAUGCCAUUUCUUCUGAAGCUAGAUUUUGAAAAGGACAUGGCCCCUACUAUUCGGUUCUUGACAGACAAUGGAGUCGAUCCUUCUAAGUUGGGAUGGUAUUUUACGACAAAUCCAUUUCUCUUUGGUGAAGAUUUAAUAAACUUGGAGAAGCGGUUGGAUUAUUUGAGAUUGAAAAACUUUACUCAAGAAAAUAUCUGCCGCAUAAUUAAUUGCAACCCAUUCUGGCUUGCAUUCAGUGUGACACGGAUUGAUCAGAGAUUGGGAUUUUUCCAAAGUUUUUUUCGGCUUAAUGGCACUCAGGUACGGGAGUUGGUAGUCAGUGGACCUAAAUUGAUCACCUCCAAGCUGGAUCGAGUUAAGGAUGUUACAUUCUUAGUGAAAGAAGAGAUGGGGUUUGAGCCUGACGAACUUGUGAAAAUGCUCUUAGACAAACCUAGAAUUUGGAGAGAAAAGCCAGAUUCCAUACGGAGACGAUUUGACUAUUUGCAUAACGUGGUAAAAUUUCCUCACAACGCUUUUGUUCUCUGUCCUGAGUUGUUACUUGUUCGGGAGUCAAGAUUGAAACAUCGCAUAGGAUUUCUUGAACACAUUGGGAAAGCGCAGUUCGAUCCGGAGAAACCUAAUUAUGUGUCAUUUGGAAUGAUUUAUGAAGGAGAUGACUCUACAUUCGCGAUAAAGGUAGCCAAAAGUAGUGUCUUGGAAUUUAACGAGUAUAUGAAAUGUUUGUAACCUCAUAUUAUUACAUUUCACCUAAUCAGUCAAGUCAGUAUUUUAGUUAUCAUUGUCACUUCACUUAUGUAUGUCCAAUAUGUACUACACACUCGGAAAUAGUCGGAAAUGUGAGAUAAAUUUAUACAUGUAAGAAGAAUGGCGAUUAAAACAUUAUUGUGUACGAUUCUAGAGUAACAAUAAUAAGUCGUCUCAAGUGAGAAGUGAGUUUUCCUUUACUUUACAUUGAUCAGUUAGUUUAGUUAUUAGUUUAAUUCUUAUGUUAAUAUGUGUGUAGUUGAUUACUAUUCAUAAUCAUAUAUGACAUGGAAUCACAUCAAUAACGGUUGUUUGAAAACCUUACAAUAAUAUGUUUCAUUGAUCAUCAUAUCCACGUUCAAUAACUUAAUUAUAUUUGCUACUUGAUACUGGAGUACGUAUUAGGCCUAAAGCAAUACUACACUGUCCGUUCAUGUUCAUUAAAAUUAGUCGAAUCCACCUGUUGAUGUCAGCUCGAACGAAUAUGAAAAUGAGUCCUACUGCUUAUUUCACUAAUCGUUCAUCACGAAUACAAGCUCUGAAAUAAGAUACAUGCAUCAACCACUAUACACCUAAUGUGAUAACUCUAUUAUUGUGAAUUAUGUACAUUGCUCUCUGUAUUGUAUACACUAAAUAUUAGUAUGAACGAUGACUGGUCAAUUUUAAAAGCAUUGAUUAUGAUUAAGAAUUAUGCCGAUUACUAUUUUAAUUUAAAACUUAGUUUGCAUAUAUCGGUUGCUCAUCCAGCCUAUUGUUUUACUAAAUUAUAUGUAAUACUAAUGGGAUUAGUAAUUUGUAAAAUCCACAGGUCUAGAACAUAGAGAGACAAUAUGUACGCGCAAUAGUAGCCGCUACUGCUUAUAUUCAAUAAAUGACUGAAGGAAGACACGCAACCAAUGUAA
Molecule: messenger RNA, 2356 nt
Organism: Folsomia candida
Lineage: Eukaryota; Metazoa; Arthropoda; Collembola; Entomobryomorpha; Isotomidae
Gene: mTerf3
Product: transcription termination factor 3, mitochondrial
Exons: 5
Coding region: 36-1436 (466 amino acids)
Biological process (GO): mitochondrial ribosome assembly; regulation of DNA-templated transcription
Cellular component (GO): mitochondrion
Molecular function (GO): double-stranded DNA binding
Source: RefSeq, a predicted model, not a curated record